AUGAUGGCACGAUAUUUCCAAUCUGAUUUCUAUCAACAGUCACCAACACUAGAAGUCACAGAAGAAGACGAGAUGAGUGUGUUGGAUGACAAGAUCUUGGAGCCCUCGUCCGAAGAUCUUCACGAUCGCCGCGCCACAUACGAUGCUCCAGAUGCCUACUCACAUCGGGAUUCCGUCUGGUCCAAUUACUCGCAUACCUCCAACCAGUCCCGAUCAAAUUCGCAUCUCGGUCACUCCAUGCUUAAUUCAACGGGUGCUUCAUUUAUGCCCGUCGACGGCCCUCACUCAGCCUCAUACCAGUCGUCAUGGUCCAUGCCGCGCCCCGAUUCCGGCUCAUGUACCCCGACCGCUGGCUACGAACAGUAUCCCGCUGAAGCAGAGCAGAGCCAGUCUGCUCCGUUCUCCGGGGGUGCUGUAGGUCCUGUCGGUGCGAUCCCUAUGAACCCGAUGUCGUACCGGGGGAGUAUGUCGUUCGCGCCAGGGAGCGUGGCUAUGUCGCCGCAGUCGAGUCAGGGCUGGAUGCCGGCGCCGAUGGACCUAGCUGAUGCACCCUCACAUUCCACCAAGAGUCCCACAUACCGACAUGGCUCCCCGUUGACUGUGCGCCGGGAUGGCAUCCGGAAGAAGAACGCCCGUUUUGAGAUCCCCGCUGAGCGAACGUUGAGUAACAUCGACCACUUGAUCAGUCAGUCCAACAACGAGGACGAGAUCAAAGAGCUCAAGCAACAGAAGCGACUGCUGCGAAAUCGGCAGGCUGCACUGGACUCUCGUCAGCGCAAGAAAUUGCACACCGAGAAGCUGGAAGAAGAGAAGAAACACUUCACCGCAACAAUCGGCGACCUAGAAGAGGCACUGCAGAGCAUGAAAAUGCGCGAGGCCGACCUCCUCCGUGAAAAGAGCGAGUGGAUCGUCACCCAUCAGCAGAUGAAUCAAUACAUCGAAGGCCUGCACAUGGAAAAGGAUGAAGUCAUCCGCGUACACACGCUGGAAACAGCCGAGCUGCGCAAGAAAAACAACAUCCUCAUGGAAACCGUGGACAAACUCGAGAGAAGCGCCAAUGUCAAGCCAGCACCGGAGAUCAUCCCGGGCGACUUCACCGGCUUCGAGAACCUCACCAUGGACCCCCACUGGGAUGACUUCCCCAUGACAAACGGAAUACCCAUGCAACAAGACCAUCUCCAGGCCCGCAACCACACCCACACAGUAAACGUAAACCAGCAGAUGCAGCCUAAAGCCCCGGAGAAAUCCACCGGCGACCUGCCAAUCAGCUGGAACGCAUUCUACAUGUGUCUCCUGUUCGGCGCAUUCAUCGCCUCAAACAGCACCUCCAUCCCAGGCCGCUCCCUGCCCCAACUCUCAGAAGAGUACCGCGCCGAGUCAGCCAACGUGCUCAAAGCCGUGCUGGCCUCAUCGCCCGGCCAGGAUCUGCAUGCCACGCACGCGACAGCCACAGGCCCAACCCCCGCAACAAUCAGCGGCGUAGAAAUGGGCCAGAUGGGCGUGCAACAUCAACAUCAACAAGUCGGACCCUCGACUCUAGAUCAGUUGCACGAUACAUUGGUCAUGCCAACAGAGCAGCAAGAGCGCGACCAAGUCUUCGCUCUCAACGCUGAUCAGUAUAACUCCCUGACAACGUUUGAAGAGGAUGGUGUUGGCUUUAAAACGCAGCAGCCGUCGAAUCUGCAGCAGGCCCUUGCUGCUAUGCGUAAUUCGGCUGCUCAGCAGGGUCGUCUGCAUGCCGCGCCUUCGGAUGUGUAUUCCAGGUCGCUUAUGUGGGAUCGUGUGCCUGAGAAGGUUAUUCACGAUUUCAGACGUAUGGUUCAGGACUACGCUACCCCUGUCAAGGAGGAGGGUGUCUUCCAUGCUUAG
Messenger RNA from Penicillium antarcticum, 1869 nucleotides. RefSeq names its product putative bZIP transcription factor. The record is from RefSeq and is a predicted model, not a curated record. Lineage: Eukaryota; Fungi; Ascomycota; Eurotiomycetes; Eurotiales; Aspergillaceae. Gene Ontology annotation, molecular function: DNA-binding transcription factor activity. The transcript has 2 exons. Gene Ontology annotation, biological process: regulation of DNA-templated transcription. Bases 1 to 1869 code for a protein of 622 amino acids.